UAUUCAUUUCUUUACCUGAAGAUGCGUAAUCCACUUAAACCCAAAAAUAAGUCGAGAAGAUUUGCUGAAUUGCAAGAGGAUCGAGGAUUCACUGAUGCUCAGUUUGAAACAGCAAAGACCCCGAUUCCUUGGAGUGCCAUUGGUUUAGCGACAUUGCUUUUUGUAGUUGGUGGUAUAUUGUUGGCUCUCGGUAUAUUGAUAAAAAUUGGGCAAAUUACCUCAGAAGUGUGGUUGGCUAGAGGUACACCUUUUAUCGUGCUCGGUAGCAUCAUGUUUAUCCCAGGUUCCUAUCAUUUGUACAUUGCUUAUUAUGCAUAUUACAAUUAUCCUGGAUAUGACUUUAAUCUUAUACCUGAUUGGGAUUAAAUGUUUGUGUGUAUACUAUGUUUUAUUUUAUUUUUAUAUUUCGAUUGCGAUAAAAAGAGAAAUUAAAUGGAAACGAAAGUGUCUUUAUUUUUUAUUUUUUUGGUCAUUCUUUAAGCUCUAUAUGCGCAGCAUUGUGCUUAGUCCAUUCCCUUCUUGGCA
This is a messenger RNA of Mucor mucedo, 525 nucleotides long. RefSeq lists its product as uncharacterized. Lineage: Eukaryota; Fungi; Mucoromycota; Mucoromycetes; Mucorales; Mucoraceae. The coding region runs from base 22 to 366 and encodes 114 amino acids. The transcript is spliced from 4 exons. The record is from RefSeq and is a predicted model, not a curated record. Gene Ontology annotation, cellular component: endomembrane system.